CCAUCUACCGCUCUCUCACUCUCCGUCUCCCUCCUAUCCCUUCCCCUGUCGCACAAAGCCAGUCGCGACCCAACUCAGGUUGACAUAACGGUGCGAUCCGGGAACGAUGCCGGCGGUGGGAGCGGUAGCUAUCGGCUUCUUCUUCAUGCUUGUGGCCGCUGUGCCGCCGGCAUGUCGUUCGGAGCUGGUGACGCUGGUGGAGGAGCCCGUCCGAGCCGAAUCGCCUCUCCUGAAGCCCAAAGUUAUGAUCGCCAUACUGGCUCGCAACGCCGCGCACAGUUUGCCCUACUACCUGGGCUGCAUCGAUAGGCUGGAGUACCCGAAGGACCGGAUCGCGAUAUGGGCGGCCACAGAUCACAGUCUAGACAACACCACUGCCAUGCUGCGGGAGUGGCUGAGGAGAGUGCAGACUCAGUACCAUUACGUGGAGUGGAGACCCAUGGAGGAGCCACGAUCCUAUACAGAUGAGUGGGGACCUAAGCACUGGCCCCCGUCUCGCUUCCAACAUGUGAUGAAACUCAGACAAGCUGCCCUCAGGGUGGCGCGAGAACGCUGGGCAGAUUACCUCCUGUUUGUGGACAGUGAUAACCUCCUGACUAACCCGAAGGUGCUGGAGUUGAUGAUAGCUGAGAACAGGACUCUAGUGGCCCCCAUGCUGGACUCCCGAGCCCUCUACUCCAACUUCUGGUGUGGCAUGACACCUCAGGGCUACUACAAGCGCACGCCUGACUACCAGCCCAUCCGGGAGUGGAAGCGUAUGGGCUGCUACGCGGUGCCCAUGGUGCACUCCACCUUCCUGCUGGACCUGAGGCGGAGCUCCACGCAGGAGCUGGCCUUCUACCCGCCCCACCCGGACUACUCCUGGGCCUACGACGACGUCAUGGUCUUCGCCUUCUCCGCACGACAGGCAGGUAUCCAGAUGCAUAUCUGCAACAGGGUUCACUAUGGGUUCCUCCCCCUGCCCUGCAAGCCACAGCAGAGCAUACAGGAUGAGGACGACAGCUUCACACACAUCCUCACUGAGGCCAUGAUUGACCACAAUGCCAGCCCCUCUGAGUACCUGUACAAGAGUGAAACACCGCGGGACAAGAUGGGCUUUGACGAGAUCUAUCUGAUCAAUCUGAAGAGGCGUGUGGAUCGUCGGCAGCGGAUGCUGAACUCUCUGUCUGUGCUGGGUCUGGAGGCCACCCUCACUGACGCCGUGGACGGAAAGGCUCUGAACACGUCUCAGCUGCAGGCGUUGGGUAUUGAGAUGUUGCCUGGCUAUAAGGACCCGUACUCGGGUCGUGUGCUGACCAGAGGGGAGAUCGGCUGCUUCCUCAGCCACCACGCCACCUGGAUUAAGAUGAUGGAGCAGGGGAUGGAGAAGAUCCUGGUGCUGGAGGACGAUGUUCGCUUCCAGCCCAAGUUCAAGAAGACGCUGCAGAACAUCAUGGACGGCAUCGACAAAGCCCAGCUGGACUGGGACCUCAUAUACGUGGGCCGUAAGCGCAUGCAGGUGCAGGAGCCGGAGGUGCCUGUGGAGCGCGUGGAGAACCUUGUGGAGGCCGACUACUCCUACUGGACACUGGGCUACGCCCUCUCAGCCCAGGGGGCACGUAAGCUGCUGGGGGCCAACCCCUUCCCCAAGAUGCUGCCCGUGGAUGAGUUCCUGCCCAUCAUGUUCGACAAGCACCCCAAUACGGACUACAUGUCUUAUUUCGAGAAGCGUGACCUGCGUGCCUUCUCUGUGGAGCCGCUGCUUCUCUACCCUACGCACUACACGGGGGAGCCGGGCUACGUGAGCGACACCGAGACCUCCACCAUCUGGGACGACGAGAAGGUGGCCACCGACUGGGACCGGCAGUACGCCCCCCAGAAGAGGCCGGCCGACCAGCAGCAGGGGCCCGCCACGCAGCACCUCGUGGCUGGGGACACGCCGGCCCCCGCAGCCCCCUCUGCUGGAGCUCCCCACUCCACCAGCCGAGACGAGCUCUGAGAGACUCA
This is a messenger RNA of Engraulis encrasicolus (European anchovy), 1986 nucleotides long. It is a transcript of the gene colgalt2b, whose product is annotated as collagen beta(1-O)galactosyltransferase 2b. The coding region runs from base 107 to 1978 and encodes 623 amino acids. Gene Ontology annotation, molecular function: procollagen galactosyltransferase activity. The transcript has 12 exons. Lineage: Eukaryota; Metazoa; Chordata; Actinopteri; Clupeiformes; Engraulidae. The record is from RefSeq and is a predicted model, not a curated record.